GUAACCGUGUCUAUAAAAUUAAAAUCUGAUUUUAGAAAAAGUUUGUGUGUGAAAGAUGACGCUUUACUCUCUAACCAAGCAACAAAACUCAGUUUUGGAGUUUUUACAGUUAUUGACAGACGAUCCCUAAAUUUUAAUCUGAGACAGACCGAAGAACCCGAAAAAAAAACGAAAAAAAACCCCACAGAAUUUUAAAAGACAAAAGCGGACACGUUUUCAUUUAGCUAGCAGGUAGCAACUUGGAGUAUACGUUAGAUAUUGACAUGGAAUGAUGUUUUUUAAGGUUACAUUUUAAACCGGAAAUAUAGUUUUUGUUUUUACUGACUAGACCAAUUAAACUUGUAAUUGUGUUGAGAGCUGAAAAAAUGGAAAUAUUUUUCAGAAACAGCGGACUCGUUUGCGCGUGAGGGAAAACCAAUGCACUUGUUUACAUCUGGGAAGCAUUUUUUUAAGUGAAUAGAAGAUGCCCUCAAGAAAUUGGCACAAAGGCAAAAAGAAGAUAUUCUAUCAUUGUAUCAUUGCUGUAAAACUAAAUUUAAAUACUGAAGCAUAAUGAAGAAAAAACUACAUGACGUACGAAUUCAGUCGAGUUGUUUUAAAAACAACGAAUGCCAACAGGAAGGUAAAGCAGAAGAGCAUUUCUUUCAUGGGUUGCAAAAGUCUUGUUUUUUCUUUAAGUAGUUAAAAAAAACUGUAUACUCACACCGUCUUGCUAAGUCGUGACUUGCUUACCUAAAAAAGUUAAAUGGAUCAUUGAUUCGAGAAAAGAAAACGCCAUUCAUAAACGGGACAGCUGUAAACUUGGCUUUGUGGGUAUUAUUAUAUACAUUUAAAAUGGUGGAAAAGCGGUGUUUGGUGCAAAGGGAAGGUGUAUACCGAUGGUUCUCGGAGUUAAACUCCGCUCAGAGGGUCGAAUUCCUUUGUGGGCUGCUAGACCUCUGUGUGCCCAUAGAGCUUCGGUUUCUGGGCUGCUCCUUGGAGGAUUUGGCCAGAAAGGACUACCACUCGCUCCGUGAUGCCGAGGUCAAGGCUAACAACGCCGCCGACCUGGCCACCCUGACCAACAUAACGGACGAGGUGGUCCGGAGCAAAUUGUUGGUCGCCCUGGCACUGCUCAAUUCUGACAACCGGGAGGCAGCCGGGGUCCUUUUCACAACUCUCACACAUAUCGACUCUAUCAUCAACAACUAUGGGCUUCAGCUCAACGACGGGCAAACCGGGGACCAGUUUUUGCUUCUCUUCACCAUGGCUUCGAAUCACCCGGCCUUUAGUUUCCAUCAAAAACAAGUGCUGAGGCAGGAGCUGACUCAGAUACAGAGCAUUGUAAACACGACGUGCAAUAACGCCAACCUUACUACCACGAACACAGUUACUGUCACAACCUUUACCACCACCACGACAUUUAGCAAUUGUACUGACUUUCAUUGCUGCCACAAGGUUUCACAUAGGGAUGAGAGCGCGAUGAGCGGGGACAGUGUGAACAGCUUGGAAAACGCAACCCAGGCCUUGGCACAUUCCUCGGAGGAGUCGUCACUCAUGGGGCCUGCAGGGAAACACACCAGAGCAAACAUUGAGAGAAUAGAACUAAAAGGAUUACCAAACAAAAAGAGUGAAAAAGCAACAGACUGUUCCUUUGAGGUCUUGUGGUCAGGUUCCACAGUAACAAAAGUAACCAAAGCUCAUAAAGAACUUACAGAAUUUGUCUCAAAGGUUUCCCAGCUGUUACCAGAUGAAGCUGUAGGGAAUUUCAUUCCACUCCCAGAUGACCUUGACUCUGCUUACCUGGAGGAGAGGAACCACACAGGCCUGGAGCCAGACCCUAGAUACCUGGCCUCUCUACCUUCCCAUGUGUUGAAAAAUGACCAGGUCAAGCAAUUCUUCAGCCCUUUUUCAGUCACUCAGAGUGUUCAAAACUUGAAUCCUGUCUGUACCUCCCAGCACAAAGUCACCCCCAGUACUGCAGUAAGGCCAAUUUGUGGUGUAGCCAGCAUACAGUCCACACAUUGCAGCAGCACACUGCAAUCCUCUCCUCCCUCCUUCACGCCACCUUUUCCUCCCUCCCAGACCGUUGAGAACGCAUCCCCCUUGAUGAUUACAACAAACACGACUUCCCCAGUCUUGCAGCCAAGCCAGGAACAGAAUGGGAUUCUCGACUGGCUUCGCAAACUGCGCUUGCACAAGUACUACCCUGUGUUCAAACAGCUCACCAUGGAAAAGUUUUUGGCACUCACAGAAGAAGACCUAAAUAAAUAUGAUCUCACCCAAGGAGCAAAGAAAAAAUUAAAAACCCAGCUGGAACUUCAAAAAGAGAAACUUGAGAAGUGCUGCGUUUUGACCCCUUUUCAAGUGCCAAACAGCGGUGUGGCCAGGGUACCCCCCACCAGUCAUGUCGGCCCAGUCCAUCCCAUUCAAACCAGCACUGGUACAGAGCUGCGUGUGGAGGUGGAGCCAGGUUCUCACCCCUUCCCCAGGGACAGCAGCUCCUCCUCGGGGUACUCAAGCUCUCCUUCCAGCCCCAUGGGGAUCCAGACCCGGGAAGAGACCUUCGAGAGCCUGGAGGACGGGAGCAGACGUACAGAGCUGGUGUUGGAGUGUCCUGACGAGGAAAAGCCGGCUGUGCCAAAUCAGUUCAUAGCAGCCUGCGCCGCAAGGCCCACCGCUCAGGUCCUGCCAGUCCUGAAUGACACUGGUGCAAACUCCUCCUCCCCCCACCACUCCUUGCCAGUCCUGCCAACCCUCUCCUCCAGCACCCCCCCAAACCGCAUGCUCAGCACUGUCCGCAAAGCAGAGAGGGGGGGCUCCCGGCUGCCCCUGUCCCCUGUUCUCUCCCCUCUCUAUCUGGAGGAGAGAAUGAAAACCUUGCAGGUCUCGGGGCCUGGCAGCAGCAUUAAAAUUGAGAAGAGGUUCCCCAGUGUCAACUUGGAGAUGUCCCCCAUGGAAAACAGCGCGGUGCCGGCAGGUCUUGUGAACUUCGGGAGACGGACCAAAAUCGGGCUGGACGCGGAUCCCAGACUGGCACAGCAACCAGGAUUGAUCAUUGAGACCAGUACAGCUACCACCGCCACAUCCAACACAGUCUAUCACGUGUCCCACCCACCUCUUAAACUUCAGGUUUCUCCUUCACUCCCUGCAAAUGCCAGCCUGACAGGACCCACUGUCUACACGAGCGGCAUGCCCAUCAAGAGUGUCCCGUCAGCUGUCAUUAACUCACGGACGCUUCCUUACUCAGCAAACACCAAAGUUGCCUUUUCCGCAGUGAGCAGUGUGCCCAUGGCCGCUGUUCCUGGCACUUACUGUGUCAACAGUGGCACCAGCCCUUCCAACAGCCACGCGCCUGGCUCCAGUCCCACCCUCUCCUCCAUUGCAGAGAACAGCUGCUACAGUAAUAGCAGCACAGGCUCAGGGAUUUCAAACCAGAACUCGCAGCAGCAAGGAUGCGUAUGCAGCUCGUGUGGCUGCAAUGGGAACUGCGGCUCAUACAGUGCCAUGCCUGCCAAUUACGCUAGUUACUUCCAGCACCCGUUUUCAGGGCCGUCCAUGAUUACCUUGCCAUUUUUGCACUUCAGCCCGCUGUGCAAUAAUGGCUACAUCAGCCCUCAGCAGUACAACACCACCACUGGUUUCUCCUACCCCAUGGUCCCCCCGCCCAUGUACAACAGUAGCUUGACUCCGGAUUCCAUGCUGAGCAGCCAGACUGGCUUUGUCAUGCCUCCGAUGCAGAAUUUCAUUGCAGGGGCAGCAGGGGUGUACCAGGCCCAAGGGAUUACUGGUGGCACCAGUGGGGCUGGACAAAAGAAGAAUGGGAAUGUUUCGUGUUAUAACUGCGGCAUCAGCGGGCACCGAGCCCAGGACUGCAAGCAGCCUUCGAUGGAUUCAAAUCAGCAAGGUACCUUUAGGUUGAAGUACGCGCCUGCUCCUGAAAGUGUGGACUCUGCAGAUUAGUAUUACCAAGUGAAAGAUUAAAAACACAAAUGGAGCAUGCAGACAAACUGCUGCUGAUGCUAAAGUGUCUUACCAUGCCAUUCUCCAAAGGUGCUCUUAAUGUGUACUCUUGGAAAUAAACAGCUCUUGAUAUGCACUAAUUCUACCUUGUUUGAAGAUAAGGGAGAAUUUAUCAAGAAAUCGUGGAAUCAAUGGGGUUUCCUUUCAUAAUGCUACAAACUGCAGGACUGAAAAUGUAUAACUUCAGAACAAAAUGAAAGUCAGCUAAUCCAACAGCUGGUGGGUUGAUCCAGCUCUACUUUGGAAAACUAACUGGACAAUAACUUUUACAAAAACACACUUUCUAGCAACACAACAUGAAACAUGUAUGGACAGAACAGAAUGUAACCUAUGCCUGCCAGGCUGUUAAUCUUGGACCAAAAAUGACCACCAACUAAGCCUUCAACUUUGUACUUCCCAGGAAGCCAGUUGAAUGGGAAAAAAAUGGACAAACCUUUAGGCUAAAUCAAAUCCAUAAAAAAUGUAUGCAGUUUUAUAUAAAGACAAAUGACAUAGUAAUGGACAUAUUAAUAAAAAAUAAAUAAAAAAAUAAGUGAGCUUAGUGAUGCCAGGAGCAGAUUGUCUGGAUUAAAUGGUUCUCUAUUUGAAUUCGCAACCAUUAAAGAAAAAAAAAACAACAACCUACAAACUCUUCCUAAAAGGCAGACACCUGGGUCGUUGGUAGAGUAAACCUGAAAAUCCAGGAUAGUUGGGAAGAAAUGACAAGUUGUGGACUGCUUUGCAAGAUAUGGGCUUCUCUCACCACCCAGUCCUACCGAAAAGCUAAUGCUGCUUCUUGUAUCUCCUAACCAGCAUCUACCCAGCAACUACCAGGAGUGUGGAGUUGAGUGUUGCAGUGAUGGCAGAAGACACUGCAGAGUGAGGACGGGAAUACUCCAGAAUGUGGAUUUUUACAAAUUAAUCGUUCAGAUGGUCCGAGCUACAGUCCAGCUAGUUUUACUUUGAAGCUACAAGCUUGAGCUCUUGUGUGCAGCAGAUAUCAAUACAGAAGAUGACGUUGAUCCUUUGGUUCAACACCUGUUCAAAGUAAACGCCACCUGGUUCAGUAGGCCAAACAUAACUUCGGGGGUUAUUUAUAAAACUGGGUAAAUCUUUGUUAAUAAAAGUAAACGGACAAAUUACAUUCUGGACAUAAUUGCUUAAACAAUAUAACUUAACAUGUCAAAGAAGAUCAGUACUUUCAGUAAAGGAAAGCAGAUUCAUAUUUUUUAAAAGGAUAAGAACUUAACUCAAAAUUCAGAUUUUGAAUAACCCUCUUAGUCAGAUAUACGCGUCUUUGCCCGUGUCUGUUAAAAUGCCGCAAAAAACAUUAACGGACAUUUGUCCAGUCUACUGCAUGAAACGUUUAUCAUGAAACAAAAAAAAAUACUGCACCCUUUUAAAAAGAUUCAAAUCAUUUUAUGUUGGGUAUUUUGGACACUAUUUACUAUUUGAAAAUAAACCAGCUGCUGCAAACCUAAUAGGAUACUGCAGUUAAAAUAAUACUGUACAACCGGUAGUGUAAAUAGCAGGGAUUUCAGGUUUAAACUUGUGCCAAUACGCUUGUUACAGUGUUUUGAUUUGUUUGUCACACCAGGGUUUUUUCCAAGGAUAAGAUCCUUGAGAUGUACAUUUUAAUACUCAAGAUUAAACCAAAACAGCAGAAUCUUUCAAUGAACAUGGCAAGUUGAAAGAGCUAUUAUAACAUCUAAACAAGACAGACCAAGUCCUGUCUCUGGUGUUCUGUAUUUUCCUGUCACACAGCUGUGAAAUACUUUUCAGUGCUACGUUGGAUUUGCGUAGCUCCGAUCUCUAUCAAAGCUGGGGGCGCAUUGUGGACAUGGGGACUGCCUUUAUUCUUUUUUGAUUGUGUGCACCUCAACAAUGUGCACCAUCUGGUGAUUAAAGACUGUACAUUGAUACUGGGAAGUGAGAUAAAAAAAGUCUAUCUAAAUAAUUGUGUGUGUUUAUUGAUAAAUCUACAGCUAUGGCCAAAAGUUUUGCAUCACCUAGAAUUUUAGGAUUGAGACAUAAUUUAAAAAAAAAAAACACAAAAAAAACUAUAUGAACAUAAUUUAGAUCUUUUGUUUAACACUGUGUAAAGAAACUACAAAAUUAUAUUGCAAAAGUCUACCGAAAGCCACAGCAUGUUGUUAGAUUUCGAAAUGUCAGUUUUUCAUUAAGUAUAUAGAAAGCUACAAAGCGGUAUGUAAUUCAAUGUGUUAACGUAAUAUUAUUCAGCAGGAUUAAUUCGACUUUAUAAAGCCAAAUGAGUUAAUUCUAUAGGGAGAUACAAAGCUUUUAGCCAUAGCUGUAUAUUUAAUACUGCCUUUUGUCAGUAAUGUGACAGUUCUGAUUACAGAAUGCGGAGAAUCCUAUACAAUCAUGCAGUAAAAACCAAAACAUUUUGCAUUGCAUUACAGUCAAUCAUUUUGAAGUCACCUCUUUAUCCAGGAGUAUUUCAAUUUCCAAAUUACUAAGGUAAGUGUCCAAAAAAAAAAAAAAAGGAACAGCUGUACCAGAAAAUUGCAGAAUUAAAAUUGAUACUAGCUGUUGAAAGUCAUACUAUAUUUUUUAAAUGCACUUUUUUCUAUGGCAAGUUAAACCCAUUGGUUAAUGUGUUAUGUUUUCAUACAGUAUCUAUAUAUAAAUAGAGGGCUGAAAAAGCUAUUAAAUAAAUAACUUACAUACUUCAGUGUAUAUUCACCUACAAGUAAUCUGUUUAUGUUUUUGUUUCACUUUUUCAUAUGUGAAAAGUAGCUACUUCAGUUUAUAUAUACAUACAUACAUACAUACAUACAUGCAGCUUAACACCAUUUACUGGUUUGUCCUAGGAAAUGGCAUUACUUUCAAAUCUACACAGGAAACUAAAGGGAUUUAAAAAGUUGUCUGCAGGCAUUUGUUUUAAACUGGUCAAAACUCAUACAGCACUUAUUUAAAGGUCGCACAGUUUAGAAAAAACUGUUUACAGGAUGCACAGUUGUAACAUUUUACUUUAUAGUUGCAAAUAUUGUGAUAAUAAUAAUAAUAAUAAUAAUAAUAAUAAUAAUAAUAAUAAUAAAUCUUCCAAGGAUACAGCUUGUAACUGCCAAAAAAUAUUCUAGUCAUUUUUUAGUAUGUUCGUGAUCAAGGUCAAAAUGGUUUCUGUGGUUAUGAUAGGUGUUAAGAUUAGUUGUUUUUAUAAAAAUGAUCAUUUGUAAAUAGCCCUUGGGGUAUAUAUUCAGAUUUCAGAAUCUGCUGGAUGUACUGUUAAGCCUAUGCAAAAUGUGUGAAAUUGAAUCUUGUAUUAUAGUUUGAAACUACUAAGUAUAUUUUUUCCAUUUUUAAAAAGUAGCCACCUUAUUGUUUUCUGUAGUAUGUAUUUGAUUGUUAAUUGUGUAUCAUGUAGAACUAAAGAUAACUUUAGCCUUACACAGCUUGAACAGAGCUGAUUUUAAGAACAAACAAAUGUGAAAGAUUCUUUCUUUCAAACCGAAGGUCUUUCUGGCGCCUCUGUACAUGAGUUUUAAGGCAGUAAGUAACGUGAUGAAAUAAAUCAUCAUGACCUGCGUCCACUGUACAGGGAUGUAAAAAUGUUACUUUGACGGGUGGACAGAUGCCUCUGUAUCUUUCCAUUCUGCCCUUUUUCAAGUUUCAUCCUAGCUGGUAAGUGGUUAUAUACUAUAGAUAUAGAUUGUCAGACAGACAGACUAUAUGCCCCCGGAUUAGCUCUCAUUACUGCUAAAGUUUCAUCACAAUUGGUCAAGCCCAUUUCAAGCUAUAUAUUUAAAACUGUAUUGACGAGGUACACACACUCGCCUCCAUUUUAACUCCAGCUGGGAAUUCGCACCCUCAUUUUUUUUUUUUUUUUGGUUUGUUUUUAAAUCGACUGUUGGUUCAAAUUGCUGUAUAAGUUACCUGAAGUAAAUCAAAUAUACAGGAUUUGUGCACCACCAACCCAAAAUGAUAAGAGAUCAAGUUAUUAAUUUGGUAGACGCUUCUGUGUUUUGGAGUAAAAGGUAGUUUUCAUUUUGGUCUCUCUUUAUGCAGUGUUAUGGUUCUCCAUUGAUGCUGGUGGUUCCAUAUAGAAAUCUGUGUGUAUGGGCUGACUGUGCAAACUAUUGACAAUCAUACAUAGAACAUUCUUUAAUUGUGUUUCAGGUGCACAGUAAAAAAAAAAAAAAAAAGUUUUUUUGUAAAUGUGCAUACUGUAUGUAUUAUAAUUAUUUUUGAAUGUGCACUAUUAGGGGGGAAAUGAGAUAGAUAUAUAUAUUUCUCCCCUCUGGGUUUCUUAAGGGUACUGUAAUAAUCUUUAAAUAUGAUUUCUUACCUCAUAAGCUUCAGAAGCAUUAUAACAUUAUAAAAAGUCCUAUAUUUUUUAUUUUAAUUUUUCACUUGGGUGAGACCAUUUUGUUUUUGCCACAACACUUUAAGUUCCUGUGUUACUGGUAAUAGGGUCCUCUAUUUCCUUUUACACCGGAAGUGAAUAGUGAGUGGAUAUCAAGUACUUCAAUCACACUUUAGGGAUGUGACAGGAUAAAAGGGAAAACAAAAAAGAUCAAAAGGGACUUGUUGAGAGGUAAGAUGAUUUGUUUAAAGCUUUGAUUACACCUUUCAGGAUUUUAUAUCUAAAUGUGGAAUAUUCUCAACUACUGCUCAUAAAGAGGUUUUUCAAGUAGCUUUGCGUUUUGAGUUGAAAUGUUUUUAGGCUAAUUUAGAAAUUAUUUAUACUGUACCCGACAGUAAAUAAAAAACCAUUUGAAUGGUUAAAAAAAAAAAAAAAAACAUAUUGCUCCACAAAAUGACCAUGUUUUAGAAAAAGAAACUGACAAAUGCCUGACCUUGAGGGCAUUCUCUGCGUCUUCAGUUGAAAGACUCAUUUUACAAUGGAAACUUUUUUUUGUGGGUUUAAAAAAAAAAAAGUGUUCUCAUAUUUGUACAGUUAGUAAUCAGUGUUGUUUGUGUAAAUAUGUGCCUUUUAUAUAAUCUGAAUAUCAUCUUUAUACUUUGUUAGCAUAGCGUUUAUAGUUUUCAGUAACAACCUGCCAAUUAUUGUUUUUAAAAGUGGCGUUUUUCAGGUAAAAAACACCAUAUAUAUAUAUAUAU
This is a messenger RNA of Acipenser ruthenus (sterlet), 9066 nucleotides long. RefSeq names its product zinc finger, CCHC domain containing 14 (gene zcchc14). The record is from RefSeq and is a predicted model, not a curated record. Lineage: Eukaryota; Metazoa; Chordata; Actinopteri; Acipenseriformes; Acipenseridae. Bases 835 to 3942 code for a protein of 1035 amino acids. The transcript is spliced from 13 exons. Gene Ontology annotation, molecular function: nucleic acid binding; zinc ion binding; protein binding.